Solanum stenotomum is the source of this 1130-nucleotide messenger RNA. RefSeq lists its product as uncharacterized. The record is from RefSeq and is a predicted model, not a curated record. Bases 45 to 1034 code for a protein of 329 amino acids. The transcript has 9 exons. NCBI's taxonomy places the organism in Eukaryota, Viridiplantae, Streptophyta, Magnoliopsida, Solanales, Solanaceae.
ACUAGAAUAGGUAAGUAAGUUAGUUGAAAAUAAAAUAAAAUAAAAUGGCUACGGAAUUCGAUCUUCCCGAGGAAAUUGUGGAAGUACUGCCGUCAGAUCCAUUUGAACAGCUUGAUUUAGCGCGUAAGAUCACUUCCAUUGCCUUAUCCACGCGCAUCUCCGCCUUGGAAUCGGAAGCCGCCGCCUUACGCCGCCACUUGUCGGAGAGAGAUGACAUCAUCAACGACCUCAACUCCCAGCUUGACUCACUUGACUCCUCCCUCGCUGACGCCUCCGAUAGGCUUUCCCGCGCUGAGCAAGAAAAGGAGAGUUUGGUGAAAGAGAAUUCAACGCUAUCUAAUACUGUGAGGAAGCUUAAUCGUGAUGUUGCUAAGUUGGAAGCCUUCAGAAAGACGCUUAUGAGAUCGCUAAAUGAGGAAGAAGACAGCUCGGCUGGAGCUCCAGAUUUUGCUAAAAAUGGACAAAACCAAUCAGAUCAAGAUUCGUCCUCGCCAGCUUCAAGACCUCAAUGGACCCAGUCAACAGAGGGUGGAUAUUCACAGUCAGAGGAUGCUGAAUCAGAAACUUCGAGGCCUCGAAUAUCACCAGGUCUGUUGUUAGCAUCUCAGACUAGCACCCCACGUCUUACUCCUCCUGGCUCCCCUCCAAGUCUUUCAGCAUCCGUGUCUCCUUCAAGGUCACCAAGACCACUAUCUCCAAGGAGGCAUUCUAUUUCAUUCUCAACAGUAAGAGGCAUGUAUGAUGACAGAUCUUCAGCAUUUUCUACAUCCUACAGCCAGCAUGGCUCGAUGUCAGGCCUUGAAGCAGGAUCACAAACUGCACGAGCUCGAGUGGAUGGAAAAGAGUUCUUCCGACAAGUCAGGAGUCGGCUAUCGUAUGAGCAGUUUGGUGGUUUUCUAGCAAAUGUUAAGGAACUGAACUCGCACAAGCAAACGAAAGAGGAAACUUUGCGGAAAGCAGCUGAAAUUUUUGGUGAAGAAAACAAAGACCUUUAUACCAUCUUUGAAGGGUUGAUCUCUCGUAAUGCCCAAUAAAAUAUCCAAAGCUUGAAUAUUGCAUGUAUUUUUUACUGUAAAUUGACUGAAUAAACUAAAUGUGCCAAAAUUAUUUCACUAUAUUGUAUUUUCUUC